AUGAAUAAUUCAGUACGACAUCAAUUUUAGUCGGGUUUGAAAUCCAAGAUAUUGUAAGGAAAAGAUGUCUGCGCCCAUAAACAACAUUGUAAAUAAACAUUCAAGAACUUUCAUUUUUAAACGGCUGCCGAGAAAUUACAGACAAUUUACAAGUUCCUCUACAGAGGACUAUGACCUUGUGGUGAUCGGAGGAGGAUCUGGGGGCUUGGCAUGUGCAAAGGCUGCCUCCCAACUUCAGAAAAAAGUAGCUGUCUUAGAUUUUGUUACUCCAUCCACCCAAGGAACCACAUGGGGUUUGGGAGGGACAUGUGUCAAUGUGGGGUGCAUCCCAAAGAAACUGAUGCAUCAUGCCUCCCUUCUUGGUGAUGCCAUCAGAGAUUCCAAAGCCUAUGGCUGGAAUGUUCCCGAUCAAGUCCAGAGUGACUGGACGACUUUAUCAACAGCUGUACAGAAUCACGUGAAAUCCUUGAACUGGGGUCACAGGGUGCAACUCCGAGACAAAAAUGUUGAGUACAUCAACGGGUUAGGGAGUUUUAAGGACCCCCACACUGUGAGGGUUAAAGAGAGUAAUGGGACAGAGAGACUGCUGAAGACAAGGAAUGCUGUGAUAGCUGUAGGAGUUAGACCUUAUGUUCCUUCUCAGAUACCUGGUGCUGUUGAGUAUGGUGUGACAAGUGAUGAUUUAUUCUGGAUGAAGAAAUCACCUGGAAAAACAUUGUUGAUUGGUGCUAGUUAUAUUGCUUUAGAAUGUGGUGGCUUUUUGAAUGGAUUAGGAUUUGAUACUAGCAUAAUGGUUCGAUCCAGACCUCUCAAGCAGUUUGAUCAGCAAAUGGCAGAACUUGUUGCAGAGUCUAUGGAAUCUAAAGGAACAAGGUUCCUGAGGAAGUGUGUGCCAGUCAGCAUAGAGAAAGACAACAGACGGCGGCUAGUCGUCAAGUAUGAAGACUUGACAAACAGACAGACAAAGGAAGAAGUCUUUGAUACUGUCAUGUUUGCAACAGGUAGGCACGCUGUCGCAAAUAAUCUAAACUUGGAGGCUCUAGGAGUUGAAGUUGACCAAACGACCCAGAAGGUUUUUGGGGGUCACAGUGACGACCAUGAGAGAACUAGUGUAGCAAACAUUUAUGCUAUUGGUGAUAUUUUACAUAAUCGUCCAGAACUCACCCCUGUGGCCAUUCAGGCUGGACAGUUAUUGGCGGACCGCUUGUUUGGGGGCAGUCAGGUCCAGAUGGACUACGAUAUGAUUCCAACCACAGUAUUCACACCCCUGGAGUAUGGAGUAGUGGGGAUUUCUGAAGAAAAGGCUGUCUCUCGACACGGAGAAGAAAACAUCGAGGUAUAUCACGCCUUUUAUACACCGCUGGAAUUUGCAGUUCCACGGAGGGACGCCUCCCAUUGCUACAUCAAGGCCAUUUGUUUUGGUGACAGAAUAUUAGGUCUGCAUCUGAUUGGCCCAAAUGCCGGUGAAGUUAUUCAGGGAUUCGCAGUCGCUUUAAGAUGUGGCGCCACAUGGAGUGGUUUAUCUGGGUCUGUAGGAAUCCACCCUACCACCGCGGAGGAAGUGGUCAAGCUCCACAUCACAAAGAGGUCAGGAGCUGACCCAACGGUCACGGGCUGCUGAGGUUAGCCGCCCUCGCUCGCGUUCGGCUAGACAUGGGUUGUGAUAUAUUGUUGUUUGUAUAGUUUAUUGCUAUUGCGGUGGGCUGUUUAGUUAUGUACUCGUGAAUUAGAUUUAAUUUAACGAAACUAAGAUGCGGAGUUUUUCCUUGCAUAAAGACGAGGAUAAAAUAAGUCGUGCGUGUGGAAUUUAUUUGUGUAACCAUUGUGAUUAAUUAACUGUGAUUUGUAUUAUGCAUAUUUAACAUUGCUGCCAAAAUGAUAACGAAGCUAGCCGAAAGUUGAGCGAGGUUGUGAUGUCAUGGGCUUCUUUGACACCUAGUAUGGCGGUCUGGAUUCAACCUCGACACCGAGAGAUUCGGAUCUGAUGAAACAGGUGCCACGUGCUUCCGCCUUGACCCAGAUUGUGACAUAAUUUAUAUAUCAAUAUGUCGAUUUCAAAUUCCAUUGUCAUAUUACAUUUCUGCAGUGUCAUUAAAGCAUUCUGCUGAUUGUAAA
Molecule: messenger RNA, 2115 nt
Organism: Magallana angulata
Lineage: Eukaryota; Metazoa; Mollusca; Bivalvia; Ostreida; Ostreidae
Product: thioredoxin reductase 2, mitochondrial-like
Exons: 17
Coding region: 65-1621 (518 amino acids)
Biological process (GO): cellular response to oxidative stress; glutathione metabolic process; cell redox homeostasis
Cellular component (GO): mitochondrion; cytosol
Molecular function (GO): flavin adenine dinucleotide binding; glutathione-disulfide reductase (NADPH) activity; thioredoxin-disulfide reductase (NADPH) activity
Source: RefSeq, a predicted model, not a curated record